CGGCUUUUCUUUAGCUGUAUGGAAAGCUAACUCUCUAAUUGCGAUGUCUUUCGGCCUCAAACAACCAAUAAUUGCAUCUCUCUCUCUCUCUCUCUCUCUACUUAUGAGUAAUGCCUAUAUAUAAGGCCGCAGUUUAUUUUCUUCCAUAACUCACACAUUAGUACAAUACAAUAUAUAUAUCAUUAGCAAAAAAAGUAAUGGCAAAAAUAGCAGUGUUGAUUGUAUGUUUAGUUGGAUUGUUUUCAUGCAGGGUUAACGGCCGUCCCGCCACGUUCUUGCAGGACUUCCGCGUGGCUUGGGCCGACUCCCACAUUCGCCAAAUCGAGGGAGGCAAAGCCAUUCAACUCAUUCUUGAUCGAAACUCAGGAUGCGGAUUUGCCUCCAAAUAUAAGUAUUUAUUUGGACGUGUGAGCAUGAAGAUCAAGCUGGUUCCUGGUGAUUCAGCAGGAACUGUCACCGCCUUCUAUAUGAACUCGGACACAGACAAUGUAAGAGACGAGCUGGACUUCGAAUUCCUGGGCAAUCGGUCGGGACAACCUUAUACGGUUCAGACAAAUGUGUUCGCUCACGGCAAAGGCGACAGAGAGCAAAGGGUCAACCUAUGGUUUGACCCAUCUGCUGAUUUCCACACCUACUCCAUUCUUUGGAACCAUCGCCAAGUCAUAUUCGCGGUGGAUGAGGUUCCGAUUAGGGUUUACAAGAACAACGAGGCUAGAGGGAUUCCGUUCCCCAAAUUCCAACCAAUGGGAGUUUAUUCGACGCUAUGGGAAGCCGACGACUGGGCGACAAGGGGAGGUCUGGAGAAGAUAGAUUGGAGCAAAGCCCCCUUCUAUGCGUAUUACAAGGAUUUCGACCUCGAGGGGUGCCCCAUGCCGGGCCCCACCGCUUGCGCCUCCAACGCUAACAACUGGUGGGAGGGCGCCGCCUACCAGCAGCUCAGCCCUGAGCAAGCCGGGCGCUAUCACUGGGUGCGAGCCAACCAUAUGAUCUACGACUACUGCACCGACAGGUCCCGGUUUCCGGUCACCCCACCGGAAUGUAUGGCUGGAAUCUGAUACUCAUACUGAUACUGAUACAUCAACGCCUAUAUUUUUCGCCCCAUGCACGUCUGAGGGUAUAAAGGGUAUGGCAGUUUGUUGGUUAUCUUAAAAUACUGAGUGUGAUGGAUGUGGGGAUAUGAUCAUCACAAAAUGUCAAUUGUGGGUACAACAUCGUGCGUCUGUAUUUAUUGUUGCAUAUAAUUUGAGCCAAUAAUAUGGUUAUGUGUGAUUGUGACAAAGAUAUGUAAUUACUAAUCAAUGUGAAUGUUAUAUAUAUAUAAUUCAA
Molecule: messenger RNA, 1326 nt
Organism: Salvia miltiorrhiza (redroot sage)
Lineage: Eukaryota; Viridiplantae; Streptophyta; Magnoliopsida; Lamiales; Lamiaceae
Product: probable xyloglucan endotransglucosylase/hydrolase protein 7
Exons: 4
Coding region: 198-1055 (285 amino acids)
Biological process (GO): xyloglucan metabolic process; cell wall biogenesis
Cellular component (GO): cell wall; apoplast
Molecular function (GO): hydrolase activity, hydrolyzing O-glycosyl compounds; xyloglucan:xyloglucosyl transferase activity
Source: RefSeq, a predicted model, not a curated record